AUGAGGCCCAGCCUCUUCUUUUUAUCUAAUGAUAAGGUUUCGCGAGAACAAGCCGCCCGAAACAUAUAUACUAUAAAUUCGAAGGCCUUAGAAGCCGGUCAGGACAUUGAUCAGCUCGAACAAAAUUCAGAUGAACUUGAAGAUGACGAUGAGGAGGAUGUUGAUGACGGCAAGCCAGGUUUUGCCAUUAGUAGACCAGGCACAAUCGACAUCUGGACCAAGCGUACCAAGCUCCUAACAGAAGUUAGCAAAGAGGUCAGGUUCGACGAUGCGGAUGUGAUUGAAAAGUACUGGGCCCGAGAAGCGCCCGAAGAUCUGGUACAUCAAACGACAGGACCGCUGGAGACUCCGCUGCAUGUAGUGAUAAAGCGAAAGGAAGAAGGCCUCGCAAAGUUGAUGUGCGAGAUAGCACCGGACGUUGCGGCGAAAGCUAUAUCCUUACAGAAUGAAAACGGCGAAACCUCAAGACGCACAUCGCUGCAUUUCGUCAACAAUGUAGCCAGAAGAUACGGCAUGGCGCCGGAAAUACGCCCUUACACGAAGCAGUACACACACCACUCUCGUUACAUUGCCGAGGUCCCGACUUGCUCUCCAGAAAAUAUUCCAAAUUGUAGACGGCGUAGGGAAGCUGAGAAGGAGUUAAAGAGUAGCUGUACUCGACUGAGUAGAAUUGUCGAGUCUUUAGUACAAAAAGACCCGGAAGCUCUCGCGACCCUGAAUGCUCUAGGACAGUCCCCAACUGAGGGUGGUGGAAGUGCAAUCCGCGGAAAGAUCGAGAAACCGAAUCCAUACAUCAAGUCAGGGGCUACCAUUGCACACGAGGAGAGCAGACGGGCAAAGAAUCCUAAGUCCAAAACUCCUAAUAUACCAAACAAAAGUCGUUCCGGCAAGCUUGGUCCCAAGAUUACCAUACGAAAGAAGGCGCCCAAUGUAGCAUACAUAUGGCUUCAUACCAGCGGUAGCAACGCUGUGCUUUGGUCCUGGCCUGAUAGCAGUGGUCUCCGAAGCUUACCAAAGGUAACGCCCCUAUCUUCCUGGCAUAAAAAUAGCUGGCACCAGGGCGUAAGCUGAGCCAAGUUUACCUAAAUGCUAGAAAAGGGUUGGAAAGUUAUAAGCGCAACGAAGAGAACAUACAUAACUUUAAAGAACGUCUAAAUCAGCCGGUCAAUGGUCUGGACCCUUCAAGGAGAUUAGGGACGAGGAGAAUCGUGUUCGGCUAGAACGUAACAUUUCCCCGAUAAGAAGGGAUGGAGAGAGACCAGCAGCCCUUAUCCCUAUAUAGAAACGAGUCAUUAAUACAUACCUAACCUAUGUAUUAUAUUAAUAGAACAUACAAGCAAACGGAGCAAUACCAAAGCCACCAGGUACCUUAUAUAAAUUCCGCUGACACGAUCUACAGUGCUUACAAGCUACUUUUCAAUCUUGGAUAUCUGUUUAUAUAAAUCGCCAAUAUUCCGUCUUCCUUUAUGUACAACCACUCACUCCAUCUCAUAAAUUCGAUCCUAUAGAUAAUACUAGCAAACUCGAUCGAACAACCUACAUGGCACCUAAGUACAUAUUCUACACACCACUAUACAGCCCCCUCCACACAGCUUACCUAUACUAGAACACCCAAGUAAAAUCCGUACCAGGUAGCCACAGGCAAAUAUCCAAUUUACCAUACCGCCCUGUCUCGGCCCUCGAACGCGAAGUUCAGCACAACUCCCACGAAGAGUGCCGCGCAUAAAACGCUCGGUCCCAAUCUGUCAUAAUACUUAAUAGCUCUGCGCUCACGAAUCCCCUUACUUCGGUAUAGGUAGAUACCAA
This is a messenger RNA of Daldinia decipiens, 1806 nucleotides long. RefSeq lists its product as uncharacterized. The transcript has 6 exons. NCBI's taxonomy places the organism in Eukaryota, Fungi, Ascomycota, Sordariomycetes, Xylariales, Hypoxylaceae. The record is from RefSeq and is a predicted model, not a curated record. The coding region runs from base 1 to 1071 and encodes 356 amino acids.